AACAAAAGUGAAAGAUUUCAUCGUACAAGACAACCUAAAUCAACUUGGAUUAUAGCAUCUAUCACAUUAAAAUAUUCCAAUAUAGAACUACUAUAGUUGAUAGCUCAUUUGAUGUUAAACAACUUCAAGAAUUCUUUAUAAUUAUUGCAAAAAAGUCAAAAAUAAAAAAUACCCAUCAAGAUUCUUGAAUUUGCAACUGAUAUUUGAUUACAUGAAUUUCCAUUUUUUAUUGAUGAAGGAAUGAUGGAGUAAAUAGUACUAACAACACCAUUUAGAGUGAUGGAGGAGUCAACUACAGUUGAAAUUUCUGGUUCUGAUCCUACAAAUGCUGUGAUCUUUGUUGGGAUUAGUUUGUUGUUGGGAAUUGCUUGUAGACAUGUGUUGAGGGGUACUAGAGUACCUUAUUCUGUUGCUUUGCUUGUUCUUGGUAUUGGUCUUGGUGCUUUAGAGUAUGGAACACAUCAUGGGUUGGGAAGGAUCGGAGAUGGUAUCCGUAUUUGGGCAAACAUAAAUCCUGAUCUUUUGUUGGCGGUUUUCCUUCCUGCUCUUCUUUUCGAGGAAAUGGUUUCGUAUAUUGCAAAUACAUUAAUUUUUAUCUUAAGUGGAGUCGUCAUAGCUGAAGGAAUUCUUGGUGGUGACGAUAUUUUGAAAAUCUACGAUAAUUCGUGGGGCUACCUCAUCCUUCUUUAUGUGCUUAUCAUUGUCUCACGAGCCGUUGUAGUUGGUGUAUUGUAUCCAUUUUUACGAUACUUUGGCUAUGGUUUGGACUGGAAAGAAGCUUUUAUUCUUGUAUGGGGUGGCCUUCGAGGUGCUGUAGCGUUGUCUCUUUCAUUGUCAGUCAAGCGUUCCAGUGAUGGCUCUCAAUACAUCAGUUCUGAUACUGGAACUCUGUUCGUUUUCUUGACUGGCGGGGUUGUAUUUUUGACGCUCAUCAUCAAUGGCUCAACCACACAGUUUGCCUUACAUUUUCUGGGAAUGGAUAAGCUAUCGGCAGCAAAGAAGCGCAUAUUGAACUACACAAAACAUGAGAUGUUGAAUAAAGCGCUGGAAGCAUUUGGUGAUCUUGGAGAUGACGAGGAACUAGGACCCGCUGACUGGCCAACUGUUAAAAGAUAUAUUACUAGCCUAAAUGACGUGGGGGGUGAACCAGUGCAUCCUCAUACUUCAUCUGAAAACGGUGAUAAUGUGGACCAUAUGCAUUUAAAAGAUAUUCGGGUCCGCCUGCUAAAUGGUGUUCAAGCGGCGUACUGGGAAAUGCUCAAUGAAGGCAGGAUCCCGCAAACUAUAGCAAAUCUUCUAAUGCUAUCCGUGGAGGAAGCAAUUGACGUAGUAUCUCAUGAGCCCCUAUGUGAUUGGAAGGGUUUAAGAUCUUAUGUUCAUAUCCCAAAUUAUUACAAGUUUCUUCAAACAAGUUUUGUCCCCCGAAAGCUUGUUACAUAUUUCAGUGUCGAGCGAUUAGAGUCUGCAUGCUAUAUCUGUGCUGGAUUUCUCCGGGCGCAUAGAACUGCACGACAGCAACUAAAUGAAUUCAUCGGUGAGAGUGAAAUUGCUUCUCUUGUUAUCAAGGAAAGUGAAGAAGAAGGAGAGGACGCACGGAAGUUUCUGGAAGAAGUUCGUGUCUCGUUUCCGCAGGUUCUCCGAGUUGUGAAAACCAGACAAGUUACUUAUGCGGUGUUGAAUCACUUGAUUGAUUAUGUUCAUAAUCUCGAGAAGAUUGGUAUAUUGGAGGAAAAAGAGAUGACGCAUCUUCACGAUGCUGUUCAGACCGAUUUGAAAAGGCUUGUAAGGAAUCCACCUCUGGUUAAAUUUCCAAAAGUUCGUGAUUUGAUUAGUUCCAAUCCUUUGUUGGGAGCCCUACCGCCUUCGGUGCGUGAGACACUAAUCGGUUCAACAAAGGAGAUAAUGAAGUUACGUGGUGCGACCCUCUACGAAGAUGGAUCAAGGGCAACUAAAGUUUGGCUAAUUUCAAAUGGUGUAGUGAAGUGGUCGAGUAAGAGUGCGAGUAAUACGCAUCUACUGCAUCCAACGUUUUCGCACGGGAGUACACUAGGUUUAUAUGAAGUGCUUGUGGGAAAGCCUUACAUCUGUGACAUUAUAACGGACUCCGUGGCACUGUGCCUUUCUGUCGACAGUGAGAGGAUAUUUACCGCUCUCCAAUCUGAUCCAGCUAUAGAAGAUUUCUUUUGGCAGGAAAGCGCACUUGUUCUUGCGAAAGUCUUGCUUCCUCAAACGUUUGAAAAGACGACAAUGCAAGAUAUGAGAGCUCUCGUUGCAGAAAGAUCGACUACGAGCGUAUACAUAAGAGGGGAAAGUUUUGAAUUACCUCACCAUUCCAUCGGUUUUCUGUUGGAGGGAUUCGUUAACGCUCAUGGUUCACAUGAAGGUCUUCUUUCAGCGCCUGCACCUUUACUGCCUUCGUCAUGGGAACAACAAAGCUUCCACAACACAGAGACAUCAGGUGUCAAUGCGGCUAGUUUUUCGCAUCAACCUUCUAGGUAUCAAGUUGAGACAAGGGCAAGGGUGAUUAUAUUUGAUGUUGCGGGAUUUCAAACAGGCAGGGGUCUCCCGAGAAGAUCGUCUUCGUUAUUAUCACACUCAAUGGAUCAUGCCUCGAGAUCAUUUAGUAGAGAACUUGGUGGUUUAAUGAGCUGGCCAGAAAAUACUUACAAGGCUAUGCAACGUAGACACGAUGGGGAACAGGCUGGUCAACAGGAAACCAAUAUGUUUACCCGCGCAAUGCAGCUAAACAUCUUCGGCAGCAUGAUAAGCAACACAAGAAGACGUCCGAGAAGUUUUCCUGGAAUUGGUGCAGUUAAAACCUCUCACAGCCAGGGUUAUCAAAAACUGACCUCUCACAGUCAGUCAUAUCCAGGAGUUCGAUCAGAUCGGGCACAGACACUUGUUUCUGUGAGGUCCGAGGGAUCUACCACAUUACGACAGAAGGGUCAAGUGCAAGGAGAUCAGAAUAAAGAUAUUAGUAUACAUCUUCCGAGCGCACCAACGGAAGAAACUCACGCGAUAGAGGACUCGAGCGAUGAUUCUGGUGGCGAGGACGAGCAUCUCAUAAGAAUUGAUUCGGGAAGACCAAGCUUUCCACAAUGGAUCACAGAGGAAGAUAAAGCAUCAUAAGGCAAGCAUUCUGUAAUUUUGUGCAAGCAAGGAUUUCUUCCUCUCGUAGAGGCAGGCCGGACACAAUGUAAUCCGAGCCUUUCCGCGAUGUGAUUAUGAAUACUACUAAGAGCGUUGUUUCGUGUAUCCUUCCUCUGGUCUAGGAUAGUACCGUUCGGAGUGAGGCCGGACACAUUGUAAUCUGAGCCUUUCUACUAUGUGAUUAUGAAUACUACUGAGAGCAUUGUUUCGUGUAUCCUUCCUCUGGUCUAGUGUAGUAUGCUGUCGGAGUGAGGCCGGACACAAGUAAUCCGAACCUUUUCACUAUGUGAUUAUGAAUACUAAUGAGAGCGUUGUUUCGUGUA
This is a messenger RNA of Capsicum annuum, 3473 nucleotides long. RefSeq names its product sodium/hydrogen exchanger 8. Gene Ontology annotation, molecular function: sodium:proton antiporter activity. Gene Ontology annotation, cellular component: membrane; chloroplast envelope. Gene Ontology annotation, biological process: proton transmembrane transport. Lineage: Eukaryota; Viridiplantae; Streptophyta; Magnoliopsida; Solanales; Solanaceae. The record is from RefSeq and is a predicted model, not a curated record.